AUGGCGGGAAUUUUGGAUGUUCAUGUCCAUUACGCGGCAGGGCUCCCCUCAUUGUGUGACUAUGGCGAGCAGGAUGUUUACGUUCGCUUUUUAUUCGGCGAGCUCGAUCCCCUCUCGGGUGCCGUGUUACAGACCAGGACGGUCCGCAAGGGCGGGACGCGUCCAAUAUUCGACCAGUCGCUUCAAGUCGGAGUCCCGUCGGGCGAACAGCGUCUGCGCUGCGAGGUGUUCAUGUCGCAGCCGCGCGGGCGCGAUCAGCUGCUGGGCGCCGCGAACGUGUCGCUGGAAGAGAUUAUAUCGCGUACGGCCAAGCUCUCGAAGAAACCCGCGGAGUUCAAGCUGCUAAGCAGCAGCAGCGCGCCCGCGGGAGCUCUCGUGCUCACGCUCACCUACCACGGCCGCUCCGCCUCUUCCUCUCGCCCUGCCGCGCAGCCCGCCGCUCAUCCCUCCGCGCAAUUCGGUGCGCAGUCCGCCGCGCAGACGGACGGACAAGCCGGCGCGGCGGCGGCUGGCGGAGCGUUCGCGCGGCUUGCGUUCCCGCCUUCCCUACAAGACUCCGCCGCCGCCACAUCCGCCGCCGCCGCCGCCACAUCCGCCGCCGCCGCCGCGAUCGCGCUGCUCCCCGCAAAGAGAACGCCCCCCCCGCUCCCCGCCUCCUUCGCGAUGGCUGCGCCUCCACCCAAUUCCGGAUCCCUCCCCGCGUCUAGCGCUGCCGCAGGGGCUUCCGCGCCGUCCCCUUCGUUUUUCAAUCCUUCGCCCUCGUUAGUAUCACAUCCCUCGCCCUCGUUAGUAUCACAUGCUCCCCCCUCGUUGUCACAUCCUUCCGCCCCAGCUGCGCCGUUACUUUUCAACCACCUGGCCUCCUCCGCUGCUGCGCCGUCAUCGCAGCGCUGGGGCGCAACGGAAGGCGCGUCGCAGCUAGAAUCAAGGCGGGUAGUAACGGGGACGGAGGUGGAAAAUCGCGCAGGCGGGGACUUCACCAGCGCGAACGGGGCGGGGCAAGGCGCGCUGCGUGGUAUACCUUCCGCGGAGUUCAGUUUGGGGGGAGCGCGGAUCGGCGGAGCGGGAGUAGGCGGCGCAGGAGCAGGGGGGGCGGGGGGAACGGCGGGGGUAGCGGGGGCGGCAGCGGAGCUGAUGACGAUGGCACAAAACGACAGCACGCACAGGUCGUAUCUGGCCAGGCAGUUACUGGACUCGAGCGCUGCAAUGCAGGGCGGCGCGAGUAUGGGGCCGCUAGAUUUGGGUCCAUCCAACGGUGGAGAUGCAAGCAUGGGGGCGGUAGAUCUGCCGGGUGCUAGUUUGGGGGCUGUGGCCGCAGGAUCCGCGGAGCCCGUAAAGGCGGAGCAAGCAGGCGGAGUUCUGGGGGAAUUGGGUGGGGGAAGGAUGGGGGGAACGGGUAAGACAUCCCCGCCCCCCUGCUUGGAUCUCUCCGCGGGUCUGGGCAGAGCAGGGGGAGCGGAAGGGGGCAUUGGGGGGAGAAGGAAGAGCUUGAGGCGGGAGCGGGAGUGGUGGAGUGAGGCGAAAGCGGAAGCUAUGGAGGUGGAGGGGGGAAGUGAGGGGUUUGGGGGAAGAUCCGGCGUGGGGGGGGUAGAGCUUGGAUUGUCCACUGUGGCAGCAGCAGCAGCAGCAGCAACAGAAGCAGGUGGGAACGAGAGCGCAGCGGAGGGUAGCAAGAGUGCAGCAGCAGCAGAACCGAGAGCAGAAGCAGGAGCAGAAAGGAGCACAGAACCCAUUGCAGACUUGCUGAACGUUAACCAUGCUCAUCGUCAAAACGAGCAGCAGCAGCAGCAGCAGCAGGAGGAGGAGGAGGAGGAGGAGGAGGAGGAGCCGAGGCUGAUGCAGCUGCUGCCUAUGCAGUGGUGCUCGGAGGACAGAGAAAAGGACAGUUUCAUGCAUAGUAGAAGCAGCAACAGACCAUCAGGACCGUUGGAUAGACCAUCAUCAGGUCUCACGCCAUCAGGUGGCACUCCAGCCACUGUUGCAAGCCCUGACCUAUCCCUUGGCAGGGCAACGAAGCUGAGCCUCGAACCUGCCGAGCCAAGCAGGCACGGCUUGGCGUCAAGUUUGACUCUAGGUUUGGAACCCGAGCCUGUUGGUGAGCCAGGAAGAGCGCCCGUGCCCUGCCACCCUGCGCCCUUUUCCAUGUCCAUGGGUUCAUCUUUCCAGCCGAUCCAACAGGCGCCACAUCAGGGUGCUGCUGAAAAGCCCGCUUCGUUGCUCCCGUCCCUCCCCUCCUUCUCCUGUCGCUCCCGCAGCACUGCUGCCUGCCCUGCGGCUGCUGCGGCCAGGUCUCUGUUUGGAGCCCUCAUGGCGAGCGAGCAUGCCACAGAGGACGUGCGCAUGGGUGAAGCUGCCUGUUCUGCUCAGCUUACAUGCCUUCCCUUCACUGUGCACAUCUGA
Molecule: messenger RNA, 2400 nt
Organism: Closterium sp. Naga37s-1
Lineage: Eukaryota; Viridiplantae; Streptophyta; Zygnematophyceae; Desmidiales; Closteriaceae
Source: the annotation of a GenBank genome assembly